CGUAAAGUGCAUCACAUUAGUAAUUAGCUGAUGACAAAGGGGCAGAGAUCUUAUACAGACUGAAAGCAGUGCCUGAUCAGACCAUGGGUCAGGAGGGCUCAGCUUCUGAUAUGCUGCCUGGCGCUGACUAGUCCCCUCAGAUCCUGUUUUGAGACCUUCCUUCCCGAUAGCUGCUGCUUUCAGAGAUCUGGAAAUGAACAUUCCCAGGCAAAGGACAAUCGUCUUCAUCCUGGUGGCUGGGCUCCUGCUCGUCGCUCUCAGCCUGGUCUUAAUCUUCGUGUCGCCCCAGAUUAUCCAGGACCAAAUCAUUAAGAACGUGCAGCUCAACCCCAACAAUGGUUUUGCCUAUUCAGUGUGGAGAGAUGUUCCUAUCCCUUUCUACAUGUCUGUGUAUUUCUUUCACAUUGUGAAUCCCGAGGCAAUACUCAAUGGAGAGAAGCCAAUUCUGUCACAGCGAGGACCCUAUGUUUACAGGGAGCACAGGCCAAAGAGCAACAUUACCUUCCAUGAGAACUACACAGUUUCAUACCGUUCGUACCGACAGUUCCACUUCGUUCCAGAGCGGUCGUCUGGCAACGAGAGCGAUGAGCUCAUGCUGCCCAACAUGCUCGCACUCGGUGCAGCCAUUUUAGCUGAGAAACUCCCUCCACUCAUGAAGCUCACAUUCAACCUUGCCAUGAAGAAGUUUAAUCAAAGUGCUUUUUUCAGAAGGACUGUCGGGGAAAUCAUGUGGGGAUAUGAAGACGAACUUAUUGCCUUUCUUAAACAAGCCUUCCCAAACCUUCUCCCCUUUAAGGAUAAGUUUGGUUUGUUUGCUGAUCUGAACAACACCGACACUGGAUUAUUCACCAUUAAUACAGGAAUUGAUGAUAUUAGUAAAGUCCAAGGAAUUGACACAUGGAAUGGUAGAAGAAAGGUGAACUUCUGGCAUUCCGACCAGUGCAACAUGAUCAAUGGGACGUCGGGUGAAAUGUGGCCCCCGUUCCUGACUCCGUCGGACACGCUGAAGUUUUAUAGUCCAGAUGCCUGUAGGUCACUGGAGUUAGUUUACCAGACAUCAGCCCAGUGCUUCGGGCUGCCUUCGUUCCGCUACAUCGCCCCGAAGACCAUGUUUGCUAAUGGAACGGUGUACCCUCCCAACCAGGGCUUCUGUCCGUGCAGGGAGUCUGGGGUCCUGAAUGUCAGCACGUGCAGGAUGAAUUCCCAGGUCUUUGUCUCACAUCCUCACUUCUACAACGGCGACCCUGCGCUGUGGGAGGCCGUGGACGGGUUACACCCCAACGAGAAGGACCACGCACUGUUCAUUGACAUCCACGCGAUGACAGGAGUCCCUCUGAAUGUCUCCAUUAAAUUACAACUUAAUCUGUUCCUAAAAGCUGCAGAAGGAAUAAAGCUGACAGGGAAAAUGCGAACCUUGCUGCUGCCUCUCAUGUGGUUUGAUGAAACUGGGAACAUAGAUGGGCCAAUCCUGAACAACUUCUACGUUUUCAUGGCUCUGAUACCUCAGCUUCUUCAGUACAUCCAGUACAUUCUCCUAGGCCUUGGUCUCUUACUGCUGAGUGUUGCUGCAAUCCUUGGAUUUAUUUCAUGGCAGCAGAAGCGAGCCAAAUAUUUGGGUACUAAAAUUCUCAGCGCAUUACCGGCUAAAUGUGGGACAGAGAAGGUCAAGGAAGGACCAAGGAUUAAGGCGCAGGCUGAAACCCGGUUCUAGUGCCUUUGCAGCUUCCAGAAGGAAAUGAAGAAAGUUCUGCAAUUUUGUGUUUCCUGCAUAGGUUGAUCAGAUGCAGGAAGCUGAAAUGAUGUGAUCACGAGACUUUGGAUGCUGGAAAUUCGGAGCGGCACACGUACAAUGCUGGAGGAAGGAGCUCAGCCCGAAGUGUCCAUUGUCCAUUUUCCUCCAUAGAAGCUGCCUGGCGCACCGAGUUCCUCAGUGUUUUGUACUUAAAUUGAUGUAAUGUUUCCCUGUGAUUUUCAGCGGUUGUGUAAAGCGCAUUAGACCUGGAA
Molecule: messenger RNA, 2004 nt
Organism: Hypanus sabinus (Atlantic stingray)
Lineage: Eukaryota; Metazoa; Chordata; Chondrichthyes; Myliobatiformes; Dasyatidae
Product: scavenger receptor class B member 1-like
Exons: 14
Coding region: 194-1711 (505 amino acids)
Biological process (GO): cholesterol import; plasma lipoprotein particle clearance; cholesterol efflux
Cellular component (GO): cytoplasm; caveola
Molecular function (GO): lipid binding; low-density lipoprotein particle binding; scavenger receptor activity
Source: RefSeq, a predicted model, not a curated record